AUGUCGUAUGAAACUGUUUCGGUUCGUAUGAAUCGUAGCGAUAGCUCUAUCAGAUGGGGUUUCAUUCUGUCGUCGUCCGGAAACAAAAUUAUCAUCAAAACUGUUGAGCCAGGAUCCCUUUCUGAAAAAGCAGGGUUGAGAAACGGUGAUUUAGUGGAAUCUAUUGGUGGACGACAAACUCUUUCUCUGAGUCUUCAGGAAGCAAAUGAUAUCGUCACUCAAGCUUGUUAUGAAGUUUGCUUUACGUUGCAACGGUAUGUAACAUCACAUUCAUGUUUGCCAUGGACUCUGUCCGAAAAAGAUAACAAGCUUGUUGUAGACGAAAUACAACCAAAUUUCGGCUACAUCCAUAACAGCUACAAUUUGACACAACAAGGAUUACCUACUGGAUCAUCCAAAACUACGUCCAAUUAUUCUUCUAACCAGAAAUACAGUUCAUCUGCUACUCUCAAUAAUAGUAGCUGCAAUAACUUCUCAUCAGCUGGUUUCCCAAGUGUUCACAAUACUUGUAAUCAGAACCAGUACAGCCAGGCAGAGUUAAAGCAGAGCUCAGCGCCUUUAAGUAGUCGCUACAACUUAUCGAACUAUACCACUGGCACAACGUUUACACCCAAUAGUACUCUCCAUAAUUCUCCAAACAAUCGAAACCAAGCACUUGUCUCUUCUACGAGUUCGAACCGUAAUUCGGUGAAAUUUACUGAUAAUACGUUCGAUAAGAAUUCAUAUCCCAGGAAUAAUUUCGCUGAAGCUAAGAACCAAAGUUACGACCCACCUGCUCCUGGUAUCACGACCAAGUCAUCACCAUUACCCUUGAAUCAACAAACAACAAUACAAACUUCUUUCCCAUCGAGCAACGGUUUUCGCUGUGGCAGUAGAAGUCAAAGUAGUUUAUCUCCAGGUGGAUCUCGUGUGCGUUUCCACUCACCAUCAUCGAGAACUGGCCGGGAUUUGUCUCCCAACUCUUCGAUUGAACACUUACAGUACAACUCACCAAUGAACCUGUACUCAUCAGAUGCAGUUGCGGAGCAGUACACCAUGCAAACCGGCCGUGCCUUAGAAGGUCAACGAUCCCAAAAUAACACACCAGCUUACUUGAACUCUGAAACGAAAAAGUAUAUCGAGGAAGUUGAAGGCCGCAUGCGUCGUGGGCUAUCUCCCUCGUGCCAAAGUUCAUCAUUCAAGCGUAUUAGCCAAGCCGUAGGAGCCCCCUGUAAAUGA
Auanema sp. JU1783 is the source of this 1218-nucleotide messenger RNA. Lineage: Eukaryota; Metazoa; Nematoda; Chromadorea; Rhabditida; Rhabditidae. The record is from the annotation of a GenBank genome assembly.